Molecule: messenger RNA, 1371 nt
Organism: Cladophialophora carrionii CBS 160.54
Lineage: Eukaryota; Fungi; Ascomycota; Eurotiomycetes; Chaetothyriales; Herpotrichiellaceae
Exons: 1
Coding region: 1-1371 (456 amino acids)
Biological process (GO): secondary metabolite biosynthetic process
Molecular function (GO): monooxygenase activity; FAD binding
Source: RefSeq, a predicted model, not a curated record
AUGAGUCUCGAUCGGCCUGUAGGAGACAUCAUCGUCAUCGGACCAUCAGCUACUGCAACGUUCAGACACUGGCCCGACAUGAUGCGCGAGCUCGAGGCAGACCAACACGACAGCACCAUGUCAUACUACACGCACGACGGCGAGCUCAUCCUCGGGCCCACGCAGCUCGGAUUCAACGAUCCAAAGUACAUGCUAGAGCGAGAGGGUCACCCUGUCACAGCGCCGCAUCAAGUGCGGAGGAAGUUUUUCCAAAUGCUGCUGCGCCAGGUCGCCCGAGUGGAACUGAGAGUCGAGUACGGCCAACAAGUCGAAAGCUAUUUCGAGGACGAGACGGCCAGAGUGGGCGGCGUGAUUACCAAGAGCGGCACCAUCCGAGUCGCCGACGUGGUGGUCGCAGCCGAUGCGAAUAAGACAAAGUCGGCCCUUCUGAUCGCGGGCUGCCACGCACCGACCCAGUCCGCCGGCAUGUCCGUGUACCGAACGUCCAUGCCCACCGAACUCGCCCUGCAGAACGACGCGUUCAGAAACAGGUGGGGCGCUGCAAUUGCUCGGAACGAGAUUUCGCACGAGUUCUGGACCGGCCCGGGUAUUCACAUGGGUCUGGUCGUGUCUCCCGAGUUCACGGCCUACGGGAUCACGCCGCGCGACAGCACCGUGCACACGGGCGGCAUCAAACCGAUCGAGUCGUGGAAGCCCGACGUCGACGCCGGCGAAGUCAUCAAGGUGCUUCAACGGCUGCCGGAUUGGGAUCCCGCCAUCGUAGGUCUCGUCUCCGCGACCCCUAAGGGCCGGAUCAUCCAUUGGCCGCUUCUCUGGCGCAAUUUGCGACGCGAGUGGACUUCAAAAGGCGGCCAUGUGGUCCAAGUAGGCGAGGCGGCGCACAGCAGCUUACCCGCUUCGGCCAGUGGAGGUACGCUAGCUAUCGAAGACGCCGUGACGCUCGCGGCGUGCUUGCAGCUCUCCUGCGCGGCUGGUGGUAGUGGCGGCGGCGGCGGCGGGGUGACAGGCGUACCGACGGGCACUCGUAUCUACAACCUCCUCCGGUACGAGCGCGUCAGCUGUGCGCAGAAGAUGGCCUUUGUCAACGCCGAAGCGCUGGGUGAUGCGGACAUGGACGAUAUCAAGCGCCAUCCCGACAAGAUCCGUGUGCGGUUCCCGAAAUGGCUGUUUCAUCAUGACCCGGAGGAAUACGUGUAUGAGAAGUAUGGACAGGCUUUUGCACACGUCGUGCUUGGGCGGGAGAAGAACAGGUUCCAGAAUACGAAUCUACCGCCGGGGCAUCUGUUCAAGCCGUGGACCAUUGAGGAGGUUCGCGAAGAUGCUCGGAAAGGGAAGCGCAUCGAGGAUUUUUUGGAUGGAGAUUGGUCUUAA